AUCUUGCUCGCACUGCAGUACAGACAUGUUAGAACGAGCAAGCGGUUUUCCCUGGGCAAUGUGAUCUCUUAUUCUGUGUAGUUCUUAUGUGCAAUUUAAAAGUUUAGAUAAUUCGUGUAAUAUUUAGUUUACUUUAUUUAAGAUGGAGAAGAAAGUGUACUGUGUAAUUGGGGAACGUUGUAAACGCAUUACAUUUUCAUCUAACAACUUUAUCUCCGACGUUAAAAUUGUACGUGAUGCUUUCAUAAAAGCCUGCAAUAAUGAUGUAGUAUUACGAUCAAUGAUUAAUAAUAAAGAAAUUGUAUUACAAAAAAACGAUGUCGAUCGAAAUAAUAAAUUGUGUGACAUCGAAGAAGAUGAUGAAAUUGAGGACAAAAGUGAGGUUAACAUACUUUUGUUUGAAAAACCAUCAAGUCUUGUAAUCGAAUCAUCAUCACCAUCUACUAGUUUCAUUUCUGAUAUUACUCAAGAUAUUCCAAUUGAUGACACAUACGGUAUAAAAAUAUUACAUUCUGAACCAAUUGAUAUCAAAGUAUUACAUACUGAACUAGCUACUGACUUAAAUGAUUUUACAUCACGUAAAAUACAAAAUUCUCCAGUUUUGACGGAAGGUAUUAAAGAAAAGACUUUACUUCAAGAAGACGAUAAAGAGAGAGAAGAUUAUAUAGCCACACCGCAUACAUCUGAUGUUCAUGAUGAACAAUCUGUACAAAGUCGAAACAAACAAACAGUUAUAUCUAAGGAGUCAUCAGGAUCCAUACCAUAUCCAGCAGUAUUACCUUCACUAUCUUAUGAUUUACAAAUCAAGCUCAAAACUGAUGGUAUAUUAAAAGCACAACGAUAUUUUAUUGCACAUUGGGGGCAAUACUUGUGGGAAGCAACAAAUACAAAGCCCACAAAGUUAGAUUACAGUAAUCUUGCACGCAGUAUUGUGGCUGCAUAUUCAGAACUUGCCGGUGGCAGAAAUGGUUGUGAAAUUGUUAGAGUUCAAUUAAGUACAUGGAUUCGGAAUCAUCGAGCCAACAUGAAAAAAAAUCAGACACAAAAAAGAGACUAUGAGGGCAAACCCAAAAGUGCAACUACUUUUGCAUCUGUCGUUCAAACUUCUACAGCACCAACUGAAUCGGACAUAACUAACGCUCUGAAAGAAUUGGAAAAAAAAUUUAUGGAAAAUAACGCGUCACAUAUAAAGCGACUUUUAAAAAUUACAAUGCCUGUGCGGAGACAAUGGAUCGAAAACAAAUCCAAUCGAAUUAACGAAAUUGUUAAAAAAUAUCCAUCUUUACAAUAUUAUGAAAUGUUACUUUUUGAAUUUUUUAAUAUGAAGUCCAUAACAGAAGAAACUUUUUUUGAAAAAAUUGAUGUCAUGAUUAAUAAACAAAUACAAUAUUUUUCUAUAAAAGAAGCUGAUCAAAUAUCACAAGUACAAAUUUUGGAACGAUUGCAAAAAGAACUUAUUUAUAAAAAAUGCAAGAAAAGAUAUUCUAUGUUAUUUAUAAUAAAAGAGGUUCUGUGUUCGACUGAAGAUCUUACAACUUCAGAAAAAGAAGCUCCACGUGCAGUAAUAUAUAUGACAAACGAAGAAAUUGCAUCAGCAUAUAUUGUAGCUGAUGAAAUAAAAGUUAAAAUUCCACAGCCAACUGUUCAUAAGGUCAUCGCAGGCCUUUUAAGUGGAUAUUAUGUUUGGCAUAUGGAAUGUCCAAAAUCUUACGCAAAUAUUUUAGAAUAUAUGGAACAUGAGAUUCUGUCUACUUCUUUAAAAAGUCGUUCCACUGUUUUGAUGAAAUUCGUUCGUGAUUGUGAUAAUUUAAAAACAACAAAUUAGAUUUAACUAUAUCUUAUAUUCAGUAUUAUUUUUAAAUUAGAUUUAUCUAUAUCUUAUAUUCAGUAUUAUACAAUUAGAUUUAACUAUAUCUUAUAUUCUUAUUAAAAAAAAUCAAGUAAAAGUUAAAACUGUUAAUUUCGAAAUUAGAAAUGUUUCUUUAUUUAACAUUAAAAAUGUUUUCCACAUGCGAAACAUAAACUUCUGAUUUUUUUCAACAGAUACAAUCCUUUGAUUUCAAAUUUAGAAAGAUAACUUUUAUGUUAGAAUAUUAUUUUUAAAUAUGUAACGUCCUUUUGGGAGAUGACUGGGAUUUAAUUAUUGGUUAAUACUGGUCUCCGGUAAUAUCUCGAUUCAACAAAGUACAAACGUAUGCUAAAAUGUAGUCUAGUAUUGUUUAUAUAAAACAUAUUUAAAAAUUAAAACACAAGUAUUCAUUUAUGUACA
This is a messenger RNA of Solenopsis invicta (red fire ant), 2269 nucleotides long. RefSeq lists its product as uncharacterized. The record is from RefSeq and is a predicted model, not a curated record. The coding region runs from base 143 to 1825 and encodes 560 amino acids. The transcript is spliced from 6 exons. Lineage: Eukaryota; Metazoa; Arthropoda; Insecta; Hymenoptera; Formicidae.